Molecule: messenger RNA, 6033 nt
Organism: Perca flavescens (yellow perch)
Lineage: Eukaryota; Metazoa; Chordata; Actinopteri; Perciformes; Percidae
Product: serine/arginine-rich splicing factor 11
Exons: 11
Coding region: 4384-5481 (365 amino acids)
Cellular component (GO): nucleoplasm
Molecular function (GO): RNA binding
Source: RefSeq, a predicted model, not a curated record
AAUUGGUAAAACGAUGUCUUUACUGAGCUUACGUGGCUCACGCUGGGCUUCUCUUGAGGCCUGUAGUGUCGAGUAACGUUAGGCCUCUGUGCACGGCAUGCUAAUGCUAACGUUUGCCCGCGCCUUUAGUUCAGCAGCAUCACUCGCCUUAACGAUUCCGCAUGAGGGAUACAUGUACUUAUAAUUGCUCAUGUUAUGCAAUUAGGUGAGGGUUCAAGCAAGGGUUUAAAUGUCCUUUCUUCUACAGACUGAGAUGUAUCUAGGUAACCGUUUAAGGGGCUUUCACAGCGCUGCACGGUAACUCGCCGCCUCUAGUCAUUUCAAUGAGGGGAAGGCGGCAGAGGCGAAGCGGUUUUGACCACGGCGAUAGGGGUAUGCGGUUGGUGCCCAUGGGAACGCGCAAGUAUUCUGCUCUGCUCCCAGGGGUGCUUGAGUGGGUUCCAUGCGGUCCCCAGCAAAAAGGGGAAUUUAUUUCAUUAAUAACUAACACAAUAACAGGAUAUAUGACUAUUUUGGCCAUUAGUUUCAUACACUUUCUGUAAUAAAACCUCCUAAAAGCAAAACUAUCAGAUGCGGGACCCUUGGACAAAGUUUUAUCAAGUAGGGGUCUGUCGUCUAAUUUGUGUCAGUUUAGGGGAUUAUUGACGUAAAAAACAAAUUGGGAACCACUUGUAUAACAAGUAAUGAGAAAAUUAACUGACAACAACUUUGAUAAUAUGUUAACGUUAGUUGUUUGAGUCCCUUAUCAAGCCAAAAUGCUAGGACUUCAACUAAAGGUUGUGUGUCCUCUAUAAUCUGACAAUUACUUUUGAUUAAUCUUGUAGCAGUCACAUGUCAGAAAAUGGUUUCAAAAAUGGCAUUACAAUUUCCCAUAGUCAAGUUUGUAUAAAAGCUAAAGAAAUAUUCAGUUACAAUAACAGAAAUAAAGCAAUAAAUCCUCAUAUUUGAGUAAUUGAAAAUAGCAUAAACACAGCAUUUUAGUUUGAUAAAUGGCCGUUAAAAUCAUUAUAAUUGUCAAAAUUGAUGUCUGUUAAUUUGUCUAAUUGUUUUAGCCCUGAAAAAUACCUAGCAUUAACCAAUUUAAGCUUCUGUCUUUUUCUGCUUUACGUCACUAUAAAUUUAAUAAUUUGUGUAUUUUCUCUUUUUCUGACAGACUAAAAAAUUAAGUAAUGGGAAAUUAGUUUGUCAGAUUAAUCAACAGUGUAAAUGAACAUUAGUUGCAGCCCUAGAUGUAACAGCUGCAGCAUUUUCUUAACGUAGGAAUUGCUGAUUUAAACAAUGUGGAAAAACAAAUUAACUUAGCGUUAAUGUUGUCAUGUCAUUGAAAUCCUGUUGGCAAUCCCUCGGGUUCCCCAUAUCUCCCUUGGGAUGCUAAUGAGCUACUGCAAUAGGUACUCUACAGUAUUUUAACAUUGACUAUAGUAGGAAAUAAUUGUUGUCUGCUUUGUAUUUUCCUGUAUCCAAUUACACCUGGCUUCUCAGCAGGUAGGACAUGUCGAGGACCAUAACAACAACAAAGAUUCAAAGCAUCAGUGAUCAACAGUGUUCUUUGAUUCUCAACAGAUUGUCGAUGAGAGUUGUGAUAACACUACAUCAAACUGUAAAAAGUCUCUUAUGAUACCUUGUUGGUCUAAGCAAAGGAUGUAGAGGUCAGAGAGUGGAUGCGAUUGUACAGCCCAUAAUCCAUUAUUAAGUUAGUGGUCCCUGGGGACACAACACUCAUUGUCAGUUUGAAGAAGGCAUGUUGGGUCUCCUUUUUUGUAUUCUUUGCACAACAUAUCUGUAUUUUCUUCCAGUGACUCUCCCUUGCCUGUGACUUCACGUGUCUGUUUUGUAAAGUUCCUUGAGUCUGAGUCGGUGGGAGUUUCCCAACACCUGACGAACACCGUCUUCGUGGACCGAGCCUUGAUCGUGGUCCCUUUUGCCGAAGGUGGGUGUCCGUUUUAUUCUUGUCUUACUUACAUGGAUAUCUGUGAACAUGCAUCAAAAUGUGUAGGUUGUUUUGAUAGAAUUUGCAAACGCUAUCUGAGCCAUUAUGAGUUUUUGUGACCAAGCAAAAUUUGCUAAGCUUUUCAGUGCUCGGCAUUUUUAGGUAUGUAAAAGGGAAAUGUACAUUUGUGUCCAUGUCUGACAAUCUAGCUGUAAACCUCUCUCUCUGUUAUUUGUGUUGUGGUUUUCAUAGUGGACAAGUCAUUUGCAGAGAGCCCCUUCCUUGCUGGCUGAAAGUGGUCCUCUGCUGCCAUCAGGAGAUUAGAAAAAAAUAAUGGCACCAGGCUCGCAAGCCCCCUUCUUUCUCUUGUUCUGCAGUAAAAUAUUAACUGUUUAUUUUUUUUCUCUCUGUUCAAGGCAUCUUUUCUUGAAAAAAAAAAUUGCCACAAAACUCUUAAGUAAAAUAAGGGGGUGGUAGGAGAGGGUGCAGGUCAAUCUCAAUUCCAAGUUCAAAGAGUUUAAAUAUAUUUUAAAUAAAAUGUAUGUCGAUUAGUAGGCAUGCACCAGACUAGGGAUGCCCCGAGCAGAUCUGCUGGAUCGGUAUCGAGGCAGAUAAAGACAUUUUUUUUAGUUAAUUGGUAUUGACUUUAAAGCCAUUUCUGAUCCUGUUUAUAUUGGAACCUUUUGCACUCUGGGUAUGCCAGUUGCCAAAAUUUCCCAUUUGUGCUUGAACCAAUAAACAUAAACAAUGAGUUCACUUCAUGUUAUCCACACUGAUGGCAUGGAUCAGCGUGCUGGUGUUAUACACCGCUUAAAAAAACAGUUUAAACCUGGGUAUACUGUGUAAUUUGUGUUGCGUAGCAUACAUGUAGUUGAUUUGCUGCCACAACACAUCCAUGCCGACACUCCUUGUGCACUGAUAAUAUAUGCGCUGUAGGAAACCAUUAAAGACCCUGCACGUACACACUGGUGUUUUCAGUUACUGGCUGAUGAGGCAUAUUUUCAGGUUUAAGUUGGGCAAGGGCUAAGGUGGGAGUUUGCUUUGGUCACCAAACUCAAGGUGUAAGUUGCCCUGCCCUGACAGGUGCAGCAAAGCCUAGCAAUAGAGUGAGGGAGAUGACAAUCAAGCACGGUCUUAUAGGUCCACAGUUCUGAGGAGAGGUCUAAUCAACCAAAUAAGCGAAGACUUUACCUGUGUUGUGGUGUUAGGGUGUGGCUUUGUUUUCUUAAUGUUAAACGAACCUAUCCAAACUGAAUUACUUUAUUAAAUGUAAUCUUGGCCUGAUAGGCUGAGAAUAGGCUGCUUUACAAAAAGGAAAAUGUUCGGGGCAUCCCUACACCAGCACAAAGUAUGCAUAAUAAAUUAACUAAACAGCUGUGCAUGCUAGAAUAGAUUUUGCAGAUGUUGUGGAAGUUGAGUAUAUAAUUUGGUUAUUAAUCAUUAUAAGCACACAAAUUGCCUUUGGCAUUUACUUGCUUCAUGUGCCAAAGCCUUGUAUUAUUUUUACACUGUGCAUCUGUAUUUCAAAAUUUUCACUAACACACAAGAUAAAAGUAGUUUUAAGCCUCUGCUUGAUGUUGCAGUAAAAUGCUUUUUAUUGACCCUCUCCACACAUGACUCUGAUAGAGUUGAGUGAAUCUCACGUUUAACAGUGGUGUUUCUUUUGUUGUUGUGUUUUACAGUUCUUUUUCCUGGUUCAGCCAGCCCUAUAUACCAGGCCCUGCUGAAAAUGCCACCAACAGUUUUGUCUUCUGCAGCCUUAUCCUGUUUCUCAAGUGUCCUUUCUGUUGUGUGUGUGUGUGUGUGUGUGUGCGCGUGUGUGUGUGUGUGUCUCUCUCUUUCUCCCAAUUUAAAAUGUAAAAUGUCAGAUAAAAAAAAUAGCCUGUUUUCAGAUUGCACCAUGGAUGAUCAUCUCCAUAAGAUUUUCCCUUUUGAUUUUACUGUUUGGUUUCUUCAGCUUUGGGCACAUUUGUCGUGAUUUUAUCACAGCUUUUGCUUUUAGUAGCCCUUAACUGUUAGUGCAGUUUAUCUUUGACAUUGUUUUGUGUUUUUAGUAACAUGCUGUUGGCUAAAACCUAGCAGUACUGUAGCUUGUUAGCAAUACUAUCUGGUUGCAAAGUAAGUUUUUCUUUUUUUUGUGGUGGGAUUGUACAAAGUAACCACCAACAAAAGCCCAGAAAAGGUAAUAUGUCUGAACCUUUUCUGUUUUUGUAUUGGUAAUGGUAAGUGAUGUUGAAAUGUACCCUUGUCUACACCCAAAUCAUGAACUUUUCUUUCUGUAUCUCAAUGUUCUUGUGUGCUUUAUAGCGAAGCAGCCGGCACGAGUCGCUUGUUCAUAAAACAUCUAAUGAAAGUUGAGAGCACAUCCCACGGGACAACUGGCUGUGCUUGCUUACGUUUGGUUCAUGACUUAAAAAACAAGUACAGGAGUCAUUCCUGAUGAAUCUAAAGCUAUGUCUCUGCUGGCCCCAGCCAAUGCCGUGGCAGGAAUGAUGCCUGGGGGAGGCCUUCUUCCAACACCCAAUCCUCUGGCAACAAUGGGAGGGACGCCAUUCGGAAGUCUUGGGGCUCCCAGCAUGGAGCAAAUGGCUGCCAUGGGAAUGCAGGGCCCUAACAUGAACCCCCAGGCUCUUUCUGCAGACUUCCUGAAGCUCAUGCAGUCUAUGGACCCCAAACUGAAUCCAUUAGCUGCCGGACUGAACUUGAAUGCAGGGCUGAAAAACGAUGCCUCCAAUAAGGAGAUUGAAGAGGCCAUGAAGAGAGUCCGAGAGGCCCAGUCUCUCAUCUCUGCAGCCAUUGAACCAGGAAAUAAGAAAGAUGACAAGCGCAAACAUUCCCGCUCCCGUUCGCGGUCACGGCGCAGACGCUCCAGAUCUCGCUCAAGACACCGACGUACGAAGAGCAGGUCUCGGCGGAGGUCUCAUUCAAGGAGUAGGAGGAGGUCCAAGAGUCCGCGGAGGAGGAGGACCCACUCCCGGGACAGAGGCCGGCGUAGUAGAUCUAGGGACAGGAGGAAGGAGGAAAAGUCUAAGAAAAGGUCUAAGACGCCCCCCAAGAGCUACAGCAGCGCCAGGAGGUCUCGAAGCAUUAGUCGGAGGCACAGGCGAAGCCGCAGUGCAUCUCGGUCCCCCAGGAGGAGGUUGUCCAGGUCUCCGUCGCUCAGACGUCACAAGAAAGAGAAAAAGAAGGACAAGGAGCGUGAGAAGGACCGGGAUAGAGACAGGAGGGAGGACAGGGACCGGAGCCGAGAUGAAAGGGAACGCUCCAGCAGUAAGAAGAAGAAGAGCAAAGACAAGGAGCGAGAUCGGGAACGCAAAUCUGAUAGUGAGAAAGGAGACGUUAAGGUGACCCGGGAUUACGAUGAAGAGGAGCAAGGUUAUGACAGUGAAAAGGAAAGAGAGGAGGACGACGACGAGAGGAAGAGCGACUCCGACUCUGCCUCAUCCCCCAAAGGCCAGGAUGAGAUGGAGAGAUCAGAGGGUCAAAUCCCCAAAAAGUCCAAACUGAAUGGAGAUGACCACCAUCAGGAAGACAUGGAGAUGAGCGACUAAGAACAUCCCGAGCCAGACCUCGUUACCUUUUCCACUUUCCUCUUUUAUAUUUUUAAUAUAGGCCACAACAUGUCUGUGCCUGAUCACUCAAAGUUAAAGAUUUGUUGUCUUAACUGUAGAAGCAUUUGGGGAAAAGCGGUUGUAGAAGGAAAGCAGUCCAAUAAUUUUUUUUAAGAGGACUAAAAUAUGAAUAACAUGAGACAUGGUUUUAAAUUGUCAUUGUUGUACAUUUUUUAAUAUCCUGUUUUUUCUUUUUGCCUUUUGUGUUCAAACUCUGUCUUCCUGGCAGUAGAAUACACGGCAUUUCCCAUUUAAAAUGCUGUUAUGUAAAUAUUUUGCUAGUCGGGAUUGAGUCCUCUCUCCUUUCAGAUUGUUAGUCACUCACCUUCAGCACCAACCAUUUUGCUUUAACUGUAAUGCACGAAGUCCUGUUUCAGCUGACCUUCCUAUGUACAACCCUUUGUAAGUGUACACUGUAGAUUGAAAUGUGUUGUUGCAAUGAAAUACAUUAGGUUUUCCAAAGGAAACUAAUAAAAUUGGCUCAACUGUCAA